This is a messenger RNA of Xenopus tropicalis (tropical clawed frog), 1183 nucleotides long. RefSeq names its product nanos homolog 3 (gene nanos3). The transcript has a single exon. The record is from RefSeq and is a predicted model, not a curated record. The coding region runs from base 61 to 1014 and encodes 317 amino acids. Lineage: Eukaryota; Metazoa; Chordata; Amphibia; Anura; Pipidae. Gene Ontology annotation, molecular function: RNA binding; zinc ion binding. Gene Ontology annotation, cellular component: cytoplasm. Gene Ontology annotation, biological process: regulation of translation.
CAGACCCCCGAGAGAAUCACUUCUACUCCUUGACCCCUCGUGCCAAAAGCAGGAGACACUAUGAGUUCCUUCAGCAUUUGGAAGGAUUACCUUGGCCUGAAUGCCCUGGUGAGACAGUUGGCACUAGAGGAGACUGCCGCAGAUCCUGAGGUGCCAAGCACUGGGGCAGAGACAGAGGUGCCCAUGCAUGACAGACCGCAAGAGGUGCCAUGGAGAGGCAGAGAGAUGCCAAGGGGUGGCACAGAGACAGAGGUGCCCAUGCAUGACAAACAGCAAGAGGUGCCAUGGAGAGGCAGAGAGAUGCCAAGGGGUGGCACAGAGACAGAGGUGCCCAUGCAUGACAGACAGCAAGAGGUACCAUGGAGAGGCAGAAAGAUGCCAAGGGGUGGCACAGAGACAGAGGUGCCCAUGCAUGCCAGACAGCAAGAGGUGCCAUGGAGAGGCAGAGAGAUGCCAAGGGGUGGCACAGAGAAAGAGGUGCCCAUGCAUGCCAGACAGCAAGAGGUGCCAUGGAGAGGCAGAGAGAUGCCAAGGGGUGGCACAGAGAAAGAGAUGCCCGUGCAUGAACAUAGGAGAGGCAGAGAGCAAGAAGUGCUAAGGAGCGGCACAAAGAAAGUGGUGCCAAGGAGUGGCAGUGAGGAGGAGGUACCAAGUAGCCGUGGAGACUGCCAAACAGACAGUACAAGGCUGUUUGCAUCAAGAAAACCAACCCUCCAAGCACGUGGACGGGACCAAGCUACGGUAUCCCCGGUGUCAGAAGAGUCCGUCGCAGGGUGCACUUUCUGCAAGCAUAACGGAGAGUCCAAGCACAUAUACAGCAAGCACAGCCUGAAGGAUAAACAAGGCCGGGUGGUGUGCCCCAUCCUGCGCAAUUAUGUGUGCUCCCAGUGUGGCGCCACCGGGGAUACCGCUCACACUCGCCGCUUCUGCCCACUCACCCAAAAGGACUAUUGCUCUGUGUAUCAGGGCACUCUGCGCAAUGCGGCCGGUAAGAAGAACAACAGAAAGGACUGAGGAGGGGUUGGCAAGGCCUGGGUACCCUGAGCACUGAGAGACAUUAUAUUAAUAAUAUGGUUCCUGUUACAGACUUCUAGUUAUUGCUCUGUGACUUCUGCUCUGUCUCAGUUACCGUUGCACUUUUCUUGUUAUUUUAUUUUUGUUCAGUAAAAGUUUUAAUAUUUCA